Messenger RNA from Symbiodinium natans, 1377 nucleotides. The record is from the annotation of a GenBank genome assembly. Lineage: Eukaryota; Dinophyceae; Suessiales; Symbiodiniaceae.
AUGCUGCUGAUGGCACGCAACAGCAAGCGCCACAAGACUGAGCCCGAGCAUCCGUCGGACAGCCUUGGGGAGGUCUGGAUACGGAGGGCCAGGAGCGACUAUGUCACGGCUGUCGAAGAGGAGGCUUCCCGCCACACCACUCACCGACAAAGCGUGGACCCAGAAUUCCUGGAGGAACUGCAGAGAAGGCGAGAGGAGUACGUCAAACAGAAGAAGUCAGUUGCUGGGCAGUGCCACGUUCUCAGUGAGAGCGACCUCGAGGAGGCCUUUGGGCACGAGGGCUCCUUCGUCGUGCGCGGCGAACCCCCGUCCGACGGCUGGAUUUGGAGCGCCUAUGAGGAGCCCUACACGGAACGUGCAUGGACGUUUCUCCCCGAAGACGGCGGCAGCCUUCAUCAGGAGGGCAUCUGCAACGAGAGCACCCUAGCAAAGACCUGGGGUAUUGCCAUCGCCAGCUGCAAGGGAUGUAAGUCGAUUGGUGACACCACGGUCGGCCAGGACAACUUCGCAGCGGCGCAGCUGUCCUGCGGGUGGAAGGCACUUUGCGUCUUCGACGGGCACGGCAUCAACGGCCACUGGCCCGCACUCCGAGCGGCGCAGACGAUGCCGUACUUCCUGCAGCAGGCGCAGUGCGCGGAAGCGCUCAAGCGCGGGCACGCUGCUGCAGCCCUGACCACCGCGUUCCGCAAUGUCCAGGAGGAGAUGGAGGCCGCGGCUGUUCAGGAAGAGCUUGACCUCCAUCUUUGCGGAGCUACGGGUACCGUCGCGCUGGUUGCCCCAGGGGGUAAGUCCGUUUGGGUCGCCACCGUGGGAGAUUCGCGGGCUAUGCUCUUCGAUUCUCACAGCAAGACAGUGUAUCAGACGUCUGACCACAAAGCAUCGCGAGAAGAUGAAGCGGCGCGCGUCAAGCAGGCAGGUGGCAAAGUCAUCAUCUCUGAGUAUGCAGAUGGCACUCGCGACUACCGCGUUGCGCCGAAGGACCUGUCAUCGCCUCAGAUCGCCGUCUCCCGGUCACUUGGGGACUUGAUCUUCAAGGACUCCGGCGUCAUCGCCGUCCCUGAGAUCGUGGAGUGGCAGGUUGCGAAGCCUUCUGAGGCAUAUUUACUCGUUUGCAGUGAUGGUGUCUGGGAGUUUCUCACCACGAUGGAUCUCCGGUACUUGACCCUGGAGGCUUUGCAGUCGGAGGGUGCCUCUGCCACCGAGGUAGUGCGUGGACUUCUGCAGAGGGCCAAGCAGUCGUGGAACGAUCAGGAGGAGUUCUACUGUGACGACAUCACAGUGGUGCUGGCCAGCCUCAGCGGGGGGCUACCCGCUUUGCUGAGGGCUCCGAAAGAAAGCUGCCCGGGCUGUAAGCAAGGGUCAUGCCCCAUGCAGUAA